AUUUAUAAUAUAUAUUUAUAUCAGCUGCUUGUUAAGAGAAAGCCUUUAAAAUGUCGAAUGAUAUUAAUAAUGGUUCAUUCAAAAUUGAAGCUACAUCUAAAUAUUGGAUUGCCUCAUUGUACAAAUGGUGCCCAACAUCUUUAUAUGCAAUUGAAAAGGCAGAAAAUAAAAUACUUUCCUAUUUAAAAUGCAAUAAUGAAAGAUAUCAAAUUAAUAUUGGACCAAAUAUAAAUAUAUGGACACUAUCUUGUGACCAUAAAGAUAUUCAAAAAACUCAAUCUACUAAUGUUCAAAAUGUGAAUGAAUUUGAAAAUUUUUAUGGAAAAUCAAAUGAUGAUGCAAACAAUUGCCAUAAGAAUAAUUCAAAUAAUGAUAUCUCUGAUCCAACUCCAUUGGUAUUAAUUCAUGGCUUUGCUGCUGGCUUAGCCUUUUGGGUAAAAAAUUUAGACAGUUUAUCUAUAAAUAGAAAGGUUUAUGCCUUUGAUAUUUUGGGUUUUGGCAAAAGUACCAGGGUUCAAUUUCCAUGUUGUCCAAAAGAAGCUGAAAAUAUAUUUAUUUCUUCUAUUGAAAAAUGGCGUUUAAACAUGAAGAUCACUACGAUGAUAAUACUUGCUCAUAGUUUUGGAGCUUUUUUAGCCUCUGCUUAUGCCCUUAAAUACCCAGACUCAAUAAAGCACAUAAUUUUAUGUGAUCCAUGGGGAUUUCCAGAAAAACCUAUAGAUUCAAACAAAGUUACAAAUUUACCUUUAUGGGUAAAAAUGAUGACUAGUCUAUUUCAACCUUUCAAUCCUUUGGCUCUUUUAAGAAUGGCAGGACCUUGGGGGCCUCUCCUAGUUGAAAAAACAAGACCUGAUUUACAAAAAAAAUUUACAAAUAUAUUGGGAGAUGAUGAUACCUCGAUCUUUGAAUAUGUUUAUCAUUGCAAUGCUCAAAAUCCAACUGGUGAAUCAGCUUUUUCGUCAAUGACUAUCCCCUGGGGCUGGGCCAAAUAUCCAAUGAUCAGGAGAAUUCCCCAAUUAAAAAAAGAGUUGCCAAUGACUAUUAUAUAUGGAUCAAGAUCAUGGAUUGAUAGUGGAAUCGGAUUUCAAGUUAAAUACCUUAGGCCAGAUUCAUAUGUUGACGUCAAAAUUAUCUCUGGAGCUGGCCAUCAUGUUUAUGCAGAUAAAGAAAAAGAAUUCAAUCACAUUAUCAAUAGCAUAUGUAAAAAAAUAGACGCUAAUCAGUUAUUAAAAUAAAUGCAAAGUAUUCUAAUGCAAAACAAAACCACCACCAGAGUAUUCGGAUUGCUAAAAUAUUAUGUUUAUUAAAUAUUUUGUAAAUAUAAUAUACCUGUGGCAACUGAACAAAAGCAAGCCAAUCUGAAGGAUGAGUUGGGAGUAAACCCAUUGAAGCACAUUUAUAUAAGGCUAAUAAUAUAUUUCCUAUGUUGCCCAAAAAAUAAAUAAUCUUUUGUAUUCCUGCUUGAUUUCCCUCGAUCAUAUUAAAUGCUAUAUUA
Molecule: messenger RNA, 1495 nt
Organism: Gordionus sp. m RMFG-2023
Lineage: Eukaryota; Metazoa; Nematomorpha; Gordioida; Chordodea; Parachordodidae
Product: (Lyso)-N-acylphosphatidylethanolamine lipase-like
Exons: 8
Coding region: 51-1235 (394 amino acids)
Biological process (GO): lipid homeostasis; phosphatidic acid biosynthetic process
Cellular component (GO): mitochondrion; lipid droplet
Molecular function (GO): lysophosphatidic acid acyltransferase activity; carboxylic ester hydrolase activity
Source: RefSeq, a predicted model, not a curated record